Messenger RNA from Cajanus cajan (pigeon pea), 1988 nucleotides. The record is from RefSeq and is a predicted model, not a curated record. Lineage: Eukaryota; Viridiplantae; Streptophyta; Magnoliopsida; Fabales; Fabaceae.
UUCAUAACUCAUCAUUCAUUCAUUCAUUCAUCCUUCAUCUUCCAUCCAUCCAUCCAUCCUCAAUCUUCCAUUCCAGAUCUCUCACCUUCUUUUUCCUCCUCUUUGCAUCCCUUUUGUUCCAUGCUUAUCCUUUUGAGGGUAUCAACUUGAUCUUCUUUUUUUUUUUUUUUUCCCUUGUAAAGCAUUUCAAUCUCAAGCCAUAAGUGAUCCACGUUUGGGGGUUCGACAAAUUUUGCUUUGCUAUUGAGGGCUUAACAUAAUGGUUCUCCUUUAUUUGGGCUUGGGACCAGCUAUGAGAUCAUAGGUGGACAAGAUAUAGAAUGAUUGUAUAUGAGGAGAUAUUGAAAUGAGAAUUAUUGAGGAAAAGAAGAUAGAAGAUUAAGGUGAUUCGGUCACCUGCAAAGAAUUCCACUGGAGGCAUAGGUGAGGAGAGUUGAUUGCAUGGUUUUUAGCCCUACAAGAAGGGGUAAAGAGAGAUCAAAAAGGACAUUGGACAAAAUUAUUAAAAACGAUUUCAUGGUGAAUAACAUACUUGAUAAUUUGGUUUUCAGCUAAAUCCAGUGACAUUGUGUGAUCCAUGUAGCUGGUCUCACCUAGUGGGAUAACGCAAUUGCUGUUAAUAACCAAUAUAUCAUUUUGUUUAACUGCAAUUUAUGAAUUGUUUUGAAAAAGUCAGCACAUACCACUUUCAAAUCCAGCUUAUAAGUCUAUUUCAGAAGGCCAUCAACUCCCCUACCCUUACAAGCUGAAUAGUUCAAAAUAAUUAUUGGUGGCUUCAAUAAUAUUCUUUUAAGGCUACAUACUUGAGCAAGGUAAUCACAUUUCUUGGAACAAUGUUGGGAGGCAACAAUGGAAAUCGUGCACUUCCUGUUUUCUUGGAUGAUACUCAAUUUCGGCAUCAAACAAAUGUGUCAAAUCAAUUGCAGUUGUUUGGAAAUUUACAAGCUGGAUGUAAUGUUGACCCAGUUAAUAACUUUGGAAAUGAGCACAUCAACUCCAUGGUUCAGCCUAAUAAACGAAGCAGGGAAGUGGAAGAUAUAUCAAAACAGAGGCUUCAGAUUUCCUUAAAUUACAAUUUCCUUCAAGAUGAUGCUGAUCGAUUAGCAAGUAUUCCAAAUCCUAACCCUGUAUCAACUGGAUUGAGACUUUCAUACGAAGAUGAUGAGCAUAACUCAUCUGUUACUUCUGCAAGUGGCAGCAUGACUGCCACACCAUCUAUCGUAUUGUCUCUUGGUGACAACAUCAGAACUGAGCUUGAUAGGCAGCAAGAGGAGUUGGACCAGUAUAUGAAACUUCAGAAGGAACAAUUGUCAAAGGGAGUGAGAGACAUGAAGCAAAAGCACAUGGCUGCUCUGCUUACCUCCAUUGAGAAAGGUAUUAGCGCCAAACUAAAGGAAAAAGAAGUGGAGAUAGAAAACAUGAAUCGAAAAAACAGGGAGCUGGCAGAAAGAAUAAAGCAGGUGGCUAUUGAAGCACAAAGCUGGCAUUACAGAGCAAAGUACAAUGAGUCAGUUGUGAAUGUAUUAAGGAACAACCUACAGCAGGCAAUUUCACAAGGAGCUGAACAAGGGAAGGAAGGGUUUGGAGAUAGUGAAGUUGAUGAUGAUGCCUCAUAUAUAGAUCCUAAUAACUUCCUGAACAUUCCAGGUGCCCCUAUAAACCCUACAUACAAGAGCCACCAAGAUAUGGAAAAUCUGACUUGCAGAGCAUGCAAGACAAAGGAGGUUUCCAUUUUGUUGAUACCUUGUAGGCACCUGUGCCUGUGUAAGGAUUGUGAGGGAUUUAUCCGUGUUUGUCCUGUGUGCCAAUCGAUAAAAACUGCAGGUGUCGAGGUGUAUCUGUCUUAACUUUUUGCAAGUAUUUAAAACAAGAACGGGAUAUAAGUCUCUGUUUUCUUUGUGUUUUUAUCUGCCUAAGUUCUUAAUGUUCAACUCAGUAAUUUGUUACUAUAAUAAAAAGCGACUACUUUCAAGCAUAUUCAAUCCAAA